AUGGAAAAGAAAAAAAAAAAAAAUAGUUUCUUGUUACAAGGCUAUUUUAAAAAAUCUUUAAAUUCAACAGAUAACAACAACAAUAAUAAUAAUAAUAUUAAUAAUAAUAAUUAUUAUUAUCCAUAUGAUGAAAAUUCUCUUGUCAAAUUAAAAAAUCCAUACAAUAUAACAACUGAUAAUGGUAAGAAACUAUUUUGUAGAAAUCCUCUUGGGUUAGUUUCUUAUUAUCGUUGUACGGAAGGAACUGCGAAUAUUUUAAGUGACACUUCAGGAUGUAAUAGAUUAGCCUAUAUAAAAAAUUAUGACCAGUCAGACCGAGUGUGGUACUACCAGUUUGAAAGGAACGAACUCAUAAUUAAUAAAGACCAGAGAGGGCAACAAUUAAAUGGAAACUAUUGCAUAAAAUUAAGCGGGAAGUCAAAUUGUUAUAUAGAAAUCGAGUCUGAUAGUUGCUUGGAACUAUUAGGUGGAAAUUAUAGUAUGAAUGAAAAGAGUAUACUUAUAAAAAAAGAGAUUUUCAAAAACCUAACAAAUGAUAACAAUGAAGGUUUUACCUUUGAAAUGUGGAUAGGAAUACAUGAAUCCCUUUUUGACAAGAAAGGAGAGAAAAAAAAAAAAAAAAAAAGUAAUAAAAAAAAAAAAAAAUAUGUACAAUCCAGUGAAGAUAACGAUGAAGAUGACGAUGAUGAUGAAGAAGAAUAUAGUAGUUAUAUAAAUUCUAAGGGUAAUAAAAAGAAAUGUAUAUGUUUAAUACAAAAGGGCAAAUCAUGUGAAUGGAACAUUUUUCUCGUUAUUGAUAAUGAAAAAGAAGAAUGUUUCUUUGUUAUCAAUUUUAAAGAUAAGAAAUAUCAGUUUGAUACUUUUCCUAUAGCUCAUUUGAAGAGUGUUUUUAUAAAAAAACAUUAUUGGAUAAACAUAUCGAUUAUAUUUAAUUUAACUAUUGAUUUAAUAUAUGUGAUAUUAUCAGGAGAUGAUAAUUAUUUUUUAAGAGUGAUAAAAAAUUCUUAUUUAAUAUUUUAUAACACUUUGUUAUAUCCCACAAAUUUCUUUAUUGAUAAUAAUAGGCAGUUACCUUUAUGUAUAGGAAUACAGCCCGAGGAUGGUGGUGGUCAUGAAAAUAAUAUAAUAGAAGAAAAGGGAUAUAAUAUUUCAAAUGAUAAGGGAAAAAAGAAGGAUGCUAAAUCCAUUACAGGAUUAGAAAAGGAGAAGAACCGUUAUGAUAAUAAUUAUGUAUACAUUUCUUUUUUAAUAACAGAGAUACGGUUAUACGUGUCUAGUCGUUCUGCUGAUUUGGUUAUGAAAGAAAAGAAGUCUGUUUUGAUGGGUGAUUUUGUUUAUGGCGAGAUGGGUAAUAGGCAAGAUAAGAAAGAGAAGAAAGAGAAGAAAAAGAAGAAGAAAUAUAAUACAAGCUCUGACAAAGAUGAAAGUGAAUCAUACGAAGAUAUUGAUAAUAAUAAUAAUAAUAAUAGUGGUGAUGAUAGUUAUGAACAGAGCGAUAAUAAUAUAAAUAAUAAUUAUAGUUCCAAUAGUGAGAAGAAAAAUGAAAACUUACAUUUAAAAAAAAAAAAGUAUGAAGAUAAUAAGAUACAAAUUAAAUAUAAGGGUUUGAAAAAACCAGUAGUUAUAAAUUCUCCAGAUGAAAAUUCAGAAAGUGACGAAAUGAAGAAAAUAUUUGAUAAGAAUGGAAAAGAGCUAGGUAGCAGAUCAUUGGAAAAAGGCAAAAGCCGAACAAAAAACAAUAUUUAUAUUGACCAUGAGAAAAGAAAAGAUGAGGAGAAAGAUAUAUUUUUUAAAUACAAUAAUGAUAUUGGAGGAGAAGAAAAAAAAAACAUUGCAGAUCGUUGUAGUGAGUUCAAUAUAGAAAUUGAAGAAAUGAAGAAGAGGUUUAGUAAAUUUAGUGAUGAGAUGAAAGAAAAGGAAAGAAAAAAGAAUUACAAAAAGGAGGAAAAAAGAAAGGUGAAUAAUAAUAAUAUUAAUAAUAAUAUUAGUAAUAGUAAUAUUAAUAAUAGUAAUAUUAAUAAUAGUAAAGAUUUUUUCCAGUUUGAUGGGGAAAAUUCAAAUGAUUUUACACCACAUUUUUCAAAUUCCAAAGGUUUGGAAGAGAAGGAUUUAUCAGAUUCAUGUGAUGAUGAUUUUUUUGUAGGAAAUAAUAAAAAAAAAAAAGAUGUAAAUGUGUCAUCUGAUAGUUCGUCUGAAGUUGAUGAAAUAAAAAAUAAAAAUAUAAAUAAAAAUAUAAAUAAAUAUACAAAUAAAUGUACAAAUAAUUAUACAAAUAAAAGUAAAGAUGAUAUUAUAAGUAACAACAAUUUUGUUAAUUUUGAUGAAAUAAAUCCUAAUGGAUCUUUUUAUUUCCAUUUUUCCGAUGAAAAGGAUAAAUCAAGUGGUGAGGAAAAUAAAAGGAAUGAUGACUUUUAUUUCGGAAAAGGGAAAGGGGGAAAAGAUAACAACAUGAAAGAUGUAUUUAGUAAUAAUAAAAAAGAAGAAAUAAAAUUAAAAGGUUCUACUAAUAUGUUUUCAGAUAAUACAGAAAAGGGUGAUAGGUUAAUAUAUAAUAAUGAAGGGGUUGAUAUAAAUAAUGGGAAUAAUAAAGAAAAUAAUAAAGAGAAUAAUAAAGAAAAAUAUAUAAAUUUCAUUGUGAACGAAUUUAAAGAUAAAUUCGAACAUGAAUUUAUUGACAAGUUUGUUAAUACUAUUACAUCCAAACUUAAUUUGAGUGACAAAGAGAGAAUAGAGUUAGUAGAAAAUAUUAAAAAUAGAGGAAAGGAAAAAACAGAAUUAACUUAUAAAUAUAUAGAUAAAACAGAACAGUGUCAAAAUGAUGCUGGUUUGAAUUUAUUAUGGGAUGAUGAGAAAAAGAAUAAUAAAUAUGAUAUAGAUAUAGUAAAAGAGAAAUAUAAUGAGUUAAUAAAAAAAAAAGAAUAUUCAGAGCAAAAGAGUUUUUAUAAUGAAAUUAAAGAGGAACUUAAAAGGGUCAAACAAAAAACGGUUAUUGAAAAAGAGAUGGAUGAUUAUAUAAAACAAAACCAGUUGAUGAAUGAGUAUUAUUGUAAAAAAUAUAAGGAGUAUAAAGAUAGUGACAAAAGUUCAGAAGAUAUUAUAGGUGAUGAACAUGUGAAAGAUUAUAUAGAUGGAGAAGAUUAUAAAUAUGUGAAAGAGGAUUCAGGUGAGGAUUACAAAAUUGAAAAGGAUGAUUAUAAUAAAUGUGAUAAAGUUGGAGAUGGGUUAUAUUUGAAUUGGGAUAAUAAAAAAAUCAUACAUGUUAUUCCUAAUGAACAUGAAGAAACAGAUGGUUAUGUGGAUCAGAUAAAUUCGGAUGGUAGUAAUUCUGUUGUUAAUAUAAAAUAUGAAAAAAAGUCAGACGUGAGUGAUUUUACAUUUAAUAAGUAUAAAAAUGUGUUAGAUGAAGAGGAGGAAGAGAACAACAAAAAAAAAAAAAAUUUUAAAAAAAAAAAUAAAAUAAAUGAUGAAGCAUUUGAAAAAAAUGUAUAUAAUAAGGAAGAAAGAAAGUAUACACAUAAAGAUGUUUUUCCAUGUAGUGAGAAUGAUUCGUCUAUUAUAUAUCAUAAAGAUGAACUUGUUUCAGAAUAUUCAAAUGCUAUUAUAUCAAAAGAGGAUGAUAGUAAUGAAAGAAGUUAUUAUGAUGAGACAUAUGAUAAAAUGAAUAAAGAAGAAGAAAUGAAUGUAGGAAAGAAAUAUUAUAAAUAUAUUUGUCCUUUAACUCCUUAUGAAAUAUAUAUUAUAGAGAAAUUUUAUAAGCAUGGAAUAAAAGAAGAAUUAAAAGAAUUUAGAAAUAAAAAUUAUAUGUCAUGUAAUAAUAAUAAAAAUAAUAUUAUGAAUAAUAUUAAUAAUAAUAAUAAUAAUAGUAAUAGUAUGUCAAGAAAUCCAAUAAAUAUAACAUAUAUUAAAUAUAAAAUAUGCUUAAUGAAAUCUUUGCUUAAUAUUAGUUUAAAGUAUAUUCAAGAGAAAAAAUAUACAAAGGCAUUAAAAGUAUGUAUACGUAAUAGUGAUUAUAUAAAAAAUUUUGUUAGAAGCUAUUGUAUUUUAAAAUAUAAGAAAUUAAAAGAUAAUCAUAAAUAUGUUGAUUUUUAUUUAAAUUUGGAUAGUUUAGAAAUAACUAUGGAUGAAUUAAAAAAUGUAUUAAAAACGAAUGUAAGGAAUAUAACAAUAUGUAAAAUUUUAUUAAUGAUAAAUGAAUAUAAACAUUAUAGAUAUAUUGAGAAUUCAUCACUUAUAUUAAUAUUAUAUUCUAUAUUAUGUCGUAUUGUAGUAAAUACAAAGUUAUUACAAUAUGUUUUAAAGAAAUUUAUAAAACGUUUGUUUGUUCGAGGAUGUUUAUUUUAUGUUCAAAAGAUGUGUGAAUUUUAUUUUUUGUUAUUUCCUUAUGAAGAUAAAGGGAAAUAUGAAUCUUUUAAAACGAAAGGUAUAAAAAAAGAAAAUUUAUUACAAGAUAAUAAUAAAAUGUUAUUGAACCAGAUAUAUGAGCUUUCAAAAAACAAUUUUCUUAUAUAUUCCACAUGUUAUAAGAGUCAUAAAUUUGCUCAAAUAAAUAAUUAUCAAUUAAAUUUUGAAAAAUGUAUAUCAUAUUUUUCUCCUGAGUGGGGAUAUUAUAUAUACACGACAAGUAAUUUUAAUAUUUUUUCUUCAACAGUAAAAUUUAAUGGUUUUUUAAAAAGUUCGUCCAUAGACUUUUCAUUAAUAUCAGAGGAGAAGUAUGAAUCAUUGUUUGAUGACCCUUCGAUGGUUAUUCGAUAUGAUGUAAAUAAUGACGAGAAAAAAAUGUUUUGUAAUAAUAUGUUGAAGGGGGGUGAUCAAAAAUCGGUGCCUUAUGUGGGUGACGAGUUAUUGAUAGAAAAUAAGGAUAAUAUUAAAAAUGAUGGUGAUGAUAAAAAUGAUGGUGAUAUUAAAAAUGAUGGUGAUGAUAAAAAUGAUGGUGAUGAUAAAAAUGAUGGUGAUAUUAAAAAUGAUGGUGAUAUUAAAAAUGAUGGUGAUAAUAUUAAAAAUGAUGGUGAUAAUAAAAAUGAUGAUACUUUUAAAAAUGGUGAUACUUUUAAAAAUGAUGAUACUUUUAAAAAUGAUGAUACUUUUAAAAAUGAUGGUGAUGACAAUUUAGAAUGUGACCCGUUAAACUUUGAAAAUCGUAAUGAUUCUAUUGUUUUGCAUGGUAGUAGUAUAGAAGAUGGGAAUAAACUUUUAUCAUCAGAACCGAUUUCUUCAAAUAAAAUAAAACGUGCAGUAGAAGAUAUAUCAUCUAAGAAUGAUUGUUUAUAUACAUAUUUAUUAAAUUAUGAAAAAAAAAAAAGAAAUUAUUACAUUAUCGAUGAAAAUUUAAAACGUAUUCAAUUUAGUAGGAACAAAACUAAUUACCAUUUAGAAACGUUUUAUGAGCUUCAUAAUGAUGAUAAAAAUAAUGAAAAUAAUAAUAGAAGAAAUAAAUUAGAAGAUAAUGUUAUGAGUAAAAUUAAUCGUGAUGCAUAUUUAAAUUCAUCAAAAUAUGCAUAUAAAAAUACUCAACUAUUAGGAAGUUGCCCAUAUUGUAAACAUGCUUUUAAUUUUUUUACAAGAACAUGUAACAUAUGUCAAAGAUAUGUUCAUAUAUGUUAUUAUCUUUUUAUUUAUUGUACUUAUAAAUACCACUGCGAGUUGUGUGAUGCAACAUAUUCAGAAAAGUGCCUCGAUAAGUUCAAAAAUGGUUUCACGUGCUUUUAUUGUGGUCUCUUUUUUAUCAAAAGAUGA
Messenger RNA from Plasmodium adleri (nom. inval.), 5733 nucleotides. RefSeq names its product conserved Plasmodium protein, unknown function. Bases 1 to 5733 code for a protein of 1910 amino acids. The transcript has 3 exons. Lineage: Eukaryota; Apicomplexa; Aconoidasida; Haemosporida; Plasmodiidae. The record is from RefSeq and is a predicted model, not a curated record.